This is a messenger RNA of Bombyx mori (domestic silkworm), 1885 nucleotides long. RefSeq lists its product as uncharacterized. The coding region runs from base 483 to 1367 and encodes 294 amino acids. The record is from RefSeq and is a predicted model, not a curated record. The transcript is spliced from 2 exons. Gene Ontology annotation, molecular function: protein binding. Lineage: Eukaryota; Metazoa; Arthropoda; Insecta; Lepidoptera; Bombycidae.
AUUUCCUUUUCAAGCAGAUGAUUACACGGCCCUCCUGGUGUUGACUGGUCACCGAGUGGACUUCAGCAAUGCAAGAGGCACAGUCAAACCGCUGCCUACAUUAGCCCAUUCCUAAAACAGAAACAGAUAUUGCUUCGCGGCAUAAACAAGCACAUGUAACGCCAAAGGCCUACCACUAAAACAACAUAUCGCACGGUGGGAGCGGCUUUCAUGUCAGUGAUGUGUCCCGACUCCACCAACGCGUCGGUCAACCAGCCCACAUAAGACGAGACAUUCAAAAAAUUCGACAACAUCCUGUAUUUAACUGGCCUUUUUAAUAUUAUCAUCAAGUUACUUCGUGUGUUUACAAACAUCAACUCUUAGCUACAAUGGAUCGCUAGGUUUUAUAAUACGUGAAUCAUUCGCGUUGAAGCUAUCUAGAACUGCAGUUGGAAGUUAAAGGUCAACUAUUCGCGAAGCAGCCUGUCUAUCAUGAGAACAUAAUGAUUGGAAUCAUAAUUGUAACACUUCUAUCAUCGUCCAUCGCCACGAAUACCCUCGCGGACAAAUGCGAGACAAUCAAAAUAGGCAAUGAAUUCUACAAGCGGCAGUUAAUCGCGACGAUCGACGGAUACCCAACCGGAAUGGCUGUUGACCCUAAAACCGACAACUUAUUCUUCCUGCUCCACAAACGUAAUUAUACCAAGGGCAUACACAUACUAAAACGCGGAUCUCUAGGAGUUAAAUUACUACCGAUCUCCGACGACGUGAUAGGCCAAUGCGUGGCCAUAGACACGGUAAACAACAUCAUUUAUAUAGGCACAAAUCAAGGUAUACUUAGCUACGACGAUGCCCACUCGGAAAUCAACUCAGAGAGGCCCAUAGGCGAUGACGACGUGAGGAACAUAUUUAUAGACAACAACGACAAUCAAAUGUAUAUAACAACCGGAACGAAUCACGAAAUAUUCAGGUUCAUGAAUAACACAGCCGCCGUGAAGAGAUACGACAAAGUACCUAAAGCAUACAGCUUUGUUUUAGACAGCAACGGCAACAUAUUCUACGAAUUUGUCGACGGAAGAUUGUAUUUCUUGUCAAUAGACUAUUACGAGCCGAUCCAAUAUAAAGGACUUACCAGAGAACUGAAAUAUAUAUUACAAAUGAACAAUAACGAUGAAAUAAUUCUAGCCGUCAAAGGAUCGUUGUUUAAAUUGACAACGAAAAGUAUAUUGCCCGAGAAAUUAGGUCAGCUGGGCUUCAAAAUUACGGGAAUGGUAUUCGAUAAUAAAAACAAUAUGAUAAUAGGAACUAAAGGUAAAAUAUACAGAUACAAACCGAUCGAUAGGAACGAUCCAUGUCCGUCGGAAGACUAUUUUAUGGCCACUAUUUGAAGAUGUAGGUAAUGUAAAACAUCAAGCUAUUGACCAUAUACUCUUUAACUUUGCAUGAUUAUAUUAUUAAAUAGAAUUUAUUCGAAUUAGCCUAUCUACAGAUUUGAACACCGUAUUUAGAAUAACAUGACAAGUCUCUUUGACGACACACAUUUUGCACCACUAGCCUCUACCAGUAGCUACUAGUAACUUAUCUAGCGUCAAUAUUUAUUAAUUUAAUAUGCUAGUGCAAUAUUUAUAGUUGACAUUCCGUAGGUUCAUCAGUGUUACUACACUAAAUUAAAAUAUUUUACUCAACGCACAAACCAAGAAGCACAAAGCGCUGUUCCUAAUUAUUAGCAGGAUUUAUCAAGAAAACACAUAAAAAUAUCAUCACCUAGCAAUCAUAAACUCAUAUCAUAUAUUAUCUCAUACCAUAUAUCAUAUAUUAUCGCUGUAUUUAUAAUUAUUAAUAGUUUAAAAUAACGCUGUACAAGUAUUGUUAUGUAUGAAACAAUAAUAAAUUUUAUUAAAAACUU